Messenger RNA from Lactuca virosa, 1155 nucleotides. NCBI's taxonomy places the organism in Eukaryota, Viridiplantae, Streptophyta, Magnoliopsida, Asterales, Asteraceae. The record is from the annotation of a GenBank genome assembly.
AUGUUGGGAGAUCUUUGUGAUCAGGAUGAGGUAGAUGCCUCCCAAUCGAGGGGCGAGUCGACUCAGUGCUUUGCGGGGGAUGCAGUCAAGGUCCUCAAACGUCCGUUAACUUCCAUACUACACUUAUACUGUAUCUUCCGUCAAUGGGCGGAAUCUCAGCAGCUCCAAUCCACCACCGACUCCCAGCAGCCCCAAUCCACCGUCGAAACCGGUAAUAACCUUCCUGUUGCAAUCAUCCAUCGCCUCCCCACUUUCAAUUUCUCCUUCUCCUGGGCUAAAGGCAUAGUCAACCCAAUCGAACCUUCGGAUCCGUUAUACCCGAUCCACCGGCUAUCUGCUCGGGCCGUGAUCGUCCUGGGUCCUAGCCCGCUCAAAUCCGAGCACUUGGACCAAUACCCAUCCGUAGAAUGUAUUUUUGGAACAUCCGCCGGCGUUGACCAUAUCGAUUUAGCCGAAUGUCGUCGCCGUAAUAUUCGAGUCACUAGCGCCGGUGAUGCCUUCUCUGAAGACGGAGCCGAUUAUGCUAUAGGGCUUUUGAUCGACGUCCUCCGACUUGUUUCUGCUUCCGAUAGGUUUGUCCGGGCCGGGUUGUGGCCCGUCGAAGGCAUUUAUCCUCUUGGAAACAAGGUAGGGGGAAAAAGAGUCGGGAUUGUGGGGCUUGGAAGUAUUGGCAGCUUGGUGGCUAAACGGCUUGAGCCAUUCGGUUGCACCAUCGGCUACACCUCAAGAAACAAAAAGCCACAACUUCCCUAUCAGUUCUACUCCACAGCUCUUGAUCUUGCAACCAACUCGGAUGCCUUAAUCGUGUGUUGUGCAUUGACUGAAAAAACACGCCAUGUCAUCAACCAUGAUGUCAUGAAAGCCCUCGGGAAGAAGGGUAUUAUCGUCAAUAUCGGACGUGGGGCCCUUGUGGAUGAAAAGGAAUUAGUAAAGUUGUUGGUUGGAGGUGAACUUGGAGGAGCCGGUCUAGAUGUGUUUGAGGAUGAACCGGAGGUACCAAGGGAAUUGUUUACAAUGGACAACGUUGUUUUGUCUCCACAUAAAGCUAUUGCAACAAUCGAGGCGAUUGAAGGAUUGAUACAGUUAGUUAUUGGAAACAUGAAAGCCUUUUUUUCAAAUAAGCCAUUGUUGUCUGAACUUAAUCUUCAUGAUUAA